This is a messenger RNA of Helicoverpa zea (corn earworm), 3972 nucleotides long. RefSeq names its product aquaporin-like. The transcript has a single exon. Bases 185 to 949 code for a protein of 254 amino acids. Gene Ontology annotation, molecular function: water channel activity. NCBI's taxonomy places the organism in Eukaryota, Metazoa, Arthropoda, Insecta, Lepidoptera, Noctuidae. Gene Ontology annotation, biological process: transmembrane transport. Gene Ontology annotation, cellular component: plasma membrane. The record is from RefSeq and is a predicted model, not a curated record.
GUCUGACGCAAAACAGUCGUGUUCGCCGGCCGACAAACACCACAAACUUGAAGUGAAAUAAUUGACCCGGCAAAAUUAUACGAUGUGCAUUUACAACUAGAAAAUUGACUGUAUUGUUAUGAAGUGUUGUUGAGCUAAAUAUUGCAAUUUAUUUUGUGAAAACGGACGUCAGUGAUCAGUUGAAAUGACUGUGCCGCCGGUCCCGCAGUUAGUGACGGAACUCAAAAUCACGCAAGAUGAUCAGCCCGCAAAAUGCUCCGUUAAAUCCUGGUGGUGCACUUCAUGGCGAGGAAUCAUAUCAGAGUUACUUUCCACCAUGCUGCUGGUACUAUUCGGUUGCAUGACAUGCUUGCCUAUCGAAGGAAUCAACACUGCGAUAUACCCGCCAUUUGGAUUUGGGUUCGUAGUCAUGUUAAAUAUUCAGAUUUUUGGACACAUAUCUGGAGCCUACAUGAACCCGGCGAUAACUUUAGCAGCAGUUAUUUGGGGAAGUGUUCCUAUUACAGUUGGAGCAAUAUACGUAGCAGUUGAAUGUAUCGGGGCUGUUUUGGGAUAUGGAAUAUUGAUGGCACUGUCUCCAAUGGAUUUGGCAGCAUCGAGCGUGUGUGUAUCGAUACCUUACGCAGGUUUGAAUGACCUUCAGUCACUGUUUAUUGAAGUGUUUCUGACGGCGACGCUCACUUUCGUAAACUGUGGUGUUUGGGACCCAGUGAACGCGAGCAAACAAGAUAGUGCUCCGAUAAAGUUUGGUUUGACGAUCGUUGGGCUCUCGCUUGUUGGAGGUCCGUUGACUGGCGCGAGCAUGAACCCGGCCAGGACUCUGGCGCCCGCAGUCUGGACCAGUGUCUGGGCCCAUCAGUGGAUAUACUGGAUUGGACCAUUCGUUGGGAGUGUAUUCGCAGUUAUCAUUUAUAAGAACAUCUUUUUAAGGAAACGCCAAGGUGAAUAAAGUUCAUCAACGACUAAAGUGGAACUUUCGUGCGUUGCUUAUUUGCGUCCAUAGUGAGUUAAAUUUAAGUAAAAUGGGUAUGUGAUUCUGAUAAUACUGCAAUCUUUCUUGACAACAAAAGAUUCGUAAACUAAUGAUUGUAUAAUUGUUAUUAAGAUUUAAUGAUAUAAUAAUCGCUAUAGUUAGUCGCUUUGAAAUAUAAUACUCUUGUAUUUGAUAAGUUUAUCUAUGUAUAACUAUAUAAUUAUGUACAUAAUACUUCAUGAAUAAUUAUAAUCCGUCAUGACUGGGUUUUUACGGACUCUAGAACAGUUUGUAUGUGAACUCAAUUUUUUGCCGGUUUCCGUGUGAUGAGGUAAAUAUCCAGUUGGCUUAUUAAACACUGAGUGUUAGGUUCAGCAAAAUUUUAAUUAAGAAUACUUGAAACCAUGCAAUUAAGUAGUUAGUUGGCUUUUCCUUGUGGCUUAAAUGCCUUUAGUGUCAAAACUAUACAAAACCUAUUGGAUUGAAACGUAACACUGCGGAAAUAUUUCGUAGCAAAUAUAUGUUAAAACAUAUAUAUGUUAAAACAUAUAUUUGGGUUUAUGCGUUAAGUUUUAUUACCUUUUGGCGAAUUUCGAUAACAAGCAGUCUUAAAUUAAAAAUUCAAUGCGUGUAUUGGGUUUAGGCUUACAUUUCUGGGCACCAUUUGUAUGUUUACAUCGGUGUGCAAACGCGCCAAUGACCUCAAAAAUAAGGAAAAGGCAGGUACCGGACUCGCACACAUUAUCUGCACCGAUCUUAUAACGCUUCAAGACAGGUUACGUAUGUGACCAAUCUAUUACCUACCUACUCAAUGUGUUAUAACAUGUUAUGGCAGUUCAAUGACCUCUGUACACUUUAUUGCGAUGUAUAGAAAGUGUCUAUGAUGGUGCGAUAAAACUUUUUUUACUUUAACUUGUAUCUUUUUCGGUAAAAAAAGACUAUGCAGCACGCGUUCAUAUGUAUAUAGGUAGUGCGUAACGUACAUACCUUUCUGACGCACACACGAAAUUGAUUCAAUUUGUGGCGUGAACCAAUAGGGCGUUCUAAAGUCACGUGCUUUUUAUAAAGUGUUGGGUAGCUCGAUGUAGCGCCAAUAGUCAAUAGCAUAGUUAUAUGUUGCGUAAUGUCGCCUAUUCAAAAUAUUCCUUUCUAUAAACUUCAUCUUAAAGAUACAUCUACAUUGGCAUUCAAUUAUGUCAGUGUUUGUAUGUUUUUGUAUUGCAAUACUCUGUUUAUGUAAACUUUAUAAAUAAGUAGGUACAGUCGUGGAAUAAAAAUGUUAAACAAUUUUUUGGUUAGAAAAAUUAAAUUGGCCUAGAGCCAAUUUAAAAUUCUUUCAUCAUGAGUUCAUCAUUGUCUACAUCUCAUUGUCAUGAGAUGUAGGUACCCAUUACCCAUAUAUAAUUCAUGGGAGGCAUCCAGUCUAUCCGGAUGCACUUGCGUACCAUAGCUUCACAUGUAGCCUGCCUAUGCCGGGCAACCCGAUAACCCUUGGUCAGACUGACAGACUUUUGGCUUCUGUAAUAUUCAAUGCAAUAUUCUAAAAAAAGUAUAGCCAUUUAAUAAAUGUAAUACUUUCCGUUUUAUUCCACGACUGUACCUUCUGCUCUCGAGAUACUUUUUUCAUGCACAGGCCAAACAAAUAAAUUACUGUGUAUCCUCAUUAAAAUUACAGUCAUUGUGUUUUUACUCUAUAGUCACUUGAAGUUAAGUGUUUGCCGACCGUCAUAUUUUGGCCCAAAACAAAGUUUUUCAUUAUCAUUUCUGUGUACCCAGGUAUAUUACAACUAUGACUGUAUAUUUUUUGCAGUAGAUACACGCUGAAAUUGAAAUGUGUAUUAAUAUUUAAUUUGUUUUUUUUUUUUGUGAGACAAAAAUGCUGUGAUUUAAAUAGGAAUCAUAUACUUAUGUUGAAAGUUUUAUUGAUAAUUUUAUCGGUCAUUAUUGUAAAUGGUUCUAAAAGCCCAAUCGGUAUAACAUUUGAAGAACAUUAAGCUAUUUCAAAAAUAAAGGUUGCUAUUACAUUAUAUUUAUAAUAUCCAGUACCUGUUAAAACUGAUUCUAGCUUUAUUUCAAUAGAACAUGAUAUCUAAGUAAGCUAACCCUACACUAGGCAAUUACCAAGCAAUUAAUUAAUUGAAUGAUUCAAUUUGCAAUAAUUGAAUGAGUGUAAAUAAAACGUGCGAACCAGUAAAUAAGUAGGACGUGGGUGGCUGGUGUAUUGUAAUGAAAGAACAAUAAUUUUCUCUGUGUUUGACAUUGAAAGAGUUCAUUUUUUUUUGCUCACAGUUACUAUUAAUUGAACCUGUUUAACUUGUUAGUAUUUUACGUUUUGUUCGAAAAAAAGUCUUUCCUAAUAUAUUGCAAAUACAAAUUAUAUAUGUAAAUCAAAUGUAUUGGUGCCGCUCGCGGUGAGAUAAUUUGAAUCCACCGAAAUACAGGUCAAUGUGUUACUAAUUCUAUUUAGUUUGUAAAUAUAGAAUAAUGCUAGUAUAAAUUGGAACUGUUUUGUUUAAAAUUUAAUUAUUAAUUCAUAGAAUAUAUACUCGUAGUUUUCGAUAAAUUAAUAAAUAUUGUAAGUACUAAUUAAAUUCGCAUUUCUAUGAUACUAGUCCGAUCAGAAAUAAUGCGGCUCAAUAAUUGUUCUGUUUUAUUAGUGUUUUACACAUAGUUAUAACUAGUUAUUUAAUGUUUUAAUGUAUACAUUAUGGCAAGAUCCCACCAAGAGCGCACAUUUGUUCGCGCACAAAAAAUGUGAACGCGUCGUCGCACAAGUCCACAGAUAGCAUCUAUUCGCGCACAAAGUUUGCACUUUCGUGAAUAUUUUAGAUUUUUUUAUUUCUAGCUGCCAAACGAAUGUCGAAGAAAGAUAUGUUGCGCACAUAGGUGGAAUCUCGCCUUUUCCUAACACGUAUCAAAUUAAGUGGUUAUUAAUUUAUUUAUUUAUUUGUUAACUUUUAAUUAUUUAUUUUCUUCUCGCAAAUACAGUAUGGGACAAG